Zasmidium cellare ATCC 36951 is the source of this 1389-nucleotide messenger RNA. RefSeq lists its product as uncharacterized. Gene Ontology annotation, molecular function: lyase activity. The record is from RefSeq and is a predicted model, not a curated record. NCBI's taxonomy places the organism in Eukaryota, Fungi, Ascomycota, Dothideomycetes, Mycosphaerellales, Mycosphaerellaceae. The transcript has a single exon. Bases 1 to 1389 code for a protein of 462 amino acids.
AUGGCAGAGGAUAUUGCUCUCGAAAGCAUCGCUGACUUUGUAGUCAGAGCACAGAAAGAGGGGGCUCCGCAAGAUGCCAUCGAGGCUAGUACAAAUGUUCUACUCGACUCACUCGCCUGCAUUUACGCCGGUAUGGAUUCACCAGGGCCGCGUGCGGCCGCCGCCAUCCCCCAACUAGCGCGAAGCCCGCGAGACGAGGGUACCGUGGUGGGAAGCACCCAGAAAGUGACACUGGAGACAGCAGCCUUCUGGAACUCAUCUAUGAUCCGUUAUGCCGACUGUAACGAUUCGAUGACGGCUGGCCAUCCGAGCGACAUGUUGGGACCGCUCAUUGCUGUCGCUGGUGCGCGCGAGCUCAGCGGUCGUACACUACUCAUCAGCCUUGCAGUCGCCUACGAAGUCUUUCACCUUCUCAUGCUGCGCCACAGGACCUAUCAUAAGCACAAAGGGGCACUGGUCGAUAACCUUUCCGUGGACCAGGGCUUUUUCGUGGCUACAGGGGUAGCUGCAGCACUUGCACACAUGCUGGAUUAUAGCCACCAACAAACUAAGACGGCAGUAUCGCUCGCUGCCUGCCAUGGCCUGCCUCUGCGCGCGCAGCGAGCCGGGGAACUGUCUCACUACAAAGGGGUGGCUACAGCAGUCAGUGCACGUGCUGCCGUCUUUUCCUGUCAGUUGGCAGAAGCAGGUCUAACGGCCCCACCACAUCCAUUCGAGGGUCGUCACGGGUAUAUUGAGAUCAUGGAGGGCAAAGCUGGACCAAUGAACCUUGAGCCGUUUGGUACUUGGGCCAUCAAAGGUACGAUUUUGAAGUUCUUCCCGUCCACCGCGAGCACCCAGAUCGGUAUCUGGUGUGCAAAAGAGCUGCGCGAGAAGAUCGACGUAUCCCAAAUCAAGGAUGUCUUGCUUCACGCGUCUCACUUUUCCUGGCACGAAUCCGGCAGUGAGCCCGCAAAGUGGAACCCCAAGACUCACGAGACUGCUGACCACAGUCUUCCCUACACAUUCACCAUGGGGCUUCUGGAUGGAAACGUGAACCUGGACUCAUACAGCGAUGCGACGCUGGCGAGCGAUCGAUGGCGACCCCUGAUCAGUAAGAUCAGAGUUCAGGCGGACGAUAAAAUCGAAUCAGAAUGGCCUGAUAUCUUCUCAAUACGCGCGCUUGCCACUUUGAAGGACGGCACAACACACGAAGUCUACGCCCGUGAUCCCAAAGGCCACCCCAACAACCCCAUGAACCGCGAAGAUAUCUGCGCCAAGUUUCACAACUUUGCUGGUCCGAUCCUGGGGACCAAGACCGAUGACAUGUUCCACUACGGCGGCUACGAUUGGCGACAGCGACAACUGCAAGACGUUUUUCGCGAACUUCGCGGGAUAGUCACAGCCUAG